This is a messenger RNA of Ziziphus jujuba (common jujube), 1530 nucleotides long. RefSeq lists its product as uncharacterized. NCBI's taxonomy places the organism in Eukaryota, Viridiplantae, Streptophyta, Magnoliopsida, Rosales, Rhamnaceae. The transcript is spliced from 13 exons. The record is from RefSeq and is a predicted model, not a curated record. The coding region runs from base 120 to 1187 and encodes 355 amino acids. Gene Ontology annotation, cellular component: kinetochore; Mis6-Sim4 complex.
CAUUUGAUUUCGGGUAUACCGGCGGACCAACACAGAGAGCGCUCUCUCUUAGCUUCACUUUUUUACCUCUGCAACUCUCUCUCUCUCUCUCUCUCUCUCUCUUCGUCAAUCGCUGAGCAAUGGAAAGCGACAUUGAAGAAUCGCUAAAGAAGAGGCUCAGAAAGAGCAAUUUCCCCCUCGACUCUUCGCGUAAACAACUUGAACAGCUCUCUGGACGUGCAUAUGCUGUAAUGGGCGAAGUGAAUUUUAUGCAAGAGGAAGAUAUUCGGUUAGAGACCACACGAGCUAGAUUUUCAAAUGUUCUUAAAAGGCAUAGCGAGUUAACAGAGCGUCUUUCCAGGGACUCCGACAAGAUGGUUUUUGAACGCCUGCAAAAGGAAUUUGAUGCUGCGAGAGCUUCUCAAACUCAAGAGAUUUUUUUAGAUGGUGAACAAUGGAAUGAUGGGCUAUUAGCUACCAUAAGAGAGCGGGUGCACAUGGAGGCAGACAGAAAGGCAAUGCCUGGAGAUGCAAACAUUCUGGCAGCCCCUCAUUUUCAGGAAAAAAUCACAUAUAAAGUUGGAAGUAAGGUGAUUUGUUGUUUGGAAGGGGCAAGGAUUGGCAUUCAGUAUGAGACAUCUUUUGCAGGAGAACCUUGUGAGCUGUACCAUUGUGUGCUUGAAAGCAAGUCAUUUCUUGAAAAGAUGACUGUCCGUGAACACACAAUUCCAUUUUUUCUGCCCGUACGAGAAGCAGAAAAUGAUCUUCUUUCCUCAAAUGCUAUGAAAUUUAUAGAUCACGUUGGAGAACUUUUGCAGGCUUAUGUGGAUAGGCGGGAGCAGGUUCGGCUUAUCAAGGAGUUGUACGGAAAUCAGAUUGGAGAAUUGUAUCAUAGUCUUCCCUACCACAUGAUCGAAUUUGUGCUAGAUGAUUUUGAGUGCAAAGUAACGGUUACACUCAGAUACGCAGAUCUGAUCUCUGUUCUUCCAACUCGAAUCAGAGUGCUAGCAUGGCCUGUGCAUCAAUCCAAGAAAUUUACUAUGAACAGGAAGGAAAAUGGAAAUGCAUCAGGUCAACCCAUUCCAGCUCGCCUGACCUAUGCGGAGGAUGCGUUGCGAACCAUGAGCUUGCCUGAAGCAUAUGCAGAGAUUGUUUUGAAUUUGCCGCGAGCUCUUCAGCAAAUUUUUCAGCAGAGGGUCCCCACUUAGCAUUUCAUCUCAUAUAACAAACAUCUGUAUCUGUACAAAGGUAUUGCAGAGUUGGUGCUGCCGUGGCUCUAGCUUUGAUUGUUACAAAGCUAAAGUCCGAAGUAGAUUUUCUUUUGAUCAUUUUGUAUAUUAGUAUUGCAUACGUAGUUUCCGUAGUUUCUUUUGUCAGUUUCUAGUUGUCAUGAAAGAUUUGUAUUUUACUGUUGGAGCUUCUCAGAUCAUGUUAUCACUUCAAUCAAUUAGAGAGAUCUGGUGGAGCUCAAAUAUUACUUGAUAGCGUUCUACAUUUUUAUUUCUAUUUUAUUUAUUUAUUAAUGAAUAACAUUACAGUGCUUGAAAUCAA